Messenger RNA from Drosophila hydei, 2539 nucleotides. RefSeq lists its product as uncharacterized. The transcript has a single exon. Lineage: Eukaryota; Metazoa; Arthropoda; Insecta; Diptera; Drosophilidae. The coding region runs from base 209 to 2200 and encodes 663 amino acids. Gene Ontology annotation, cellular component: cytoplasm. The record is from RefSeq and is a predicted model, not a curated record. Gene Ontology annotation, molecular function: ubiquitin-protein transferase inhibitor activity.
CUGCAUUUCGCAAUUCGCCCAUUACGAAAUACGUGCGAGUGAGAGUGGCAUUCAAAGCGAACAGCUGUUUUCUUUAGUUUUUCAUUCGAUUUAUACGUCAGGGGGGAAUGGAUAUAGCAAAUGCUGCCGCUGCCGGUUAAAAGCUUAUUUAGAAUUUUCAGUUAAAAUAAAACAAAGUGAAAACAAAAAAAAACAAAAUCAAAAUAAAAUGGAUAUGGAAAUGGGAACGGAAACGGUCACAGAAGCCGAAAAUCUAUUAAGCCUAAUUAAGCGUAUGCUCCAUAGACGCAACUAUGAAGACAUCAAAAUGAUGUUCCAGAGUCCUACGGUGUUUGCUGAAAUCGAGCCGCAUAUGCCUACCGUAGCAAUGGAUAUGUAUACGGAAAUCUGUGCACCGACAUUGACAGAUGAAACCAACGUGGAAGAUACACAGUUGUUCGAUUGCGUUAAUGAGUUGUUGAAGGUUAUCGCUAAUUAUGCGCCGUUGCAGCAAAUUAUGUUGGAGCUAAUGGAAAAGAUUGAGGAGAGCAGCAGCAUAGCUAUAUUCUCAGCGUAUCUGCGGGCACUGCAAGUGGUUCUGCUGCGACAAGGUCAAAGCAAGCCACAGGCCAUAGAGUGGUGUCUCGCCUCGGUAGUUACACGUGUGCGGAAUCUGCCUUUGCCGGGCUACCUAAGUGAGGGCUACGACGAGCAACAGGCUCAACUGGUGGAACAGGAUAAGCAAGUGGAGGAACUAUUGGCACAUUAUAUCACCAUCGAUCUGUGCUACGAGCCACUCUUGAAGGUGAUCCUCGAACAGGAAGUCAAAACAUCGAUCUUUCGAGACUGUAGACUCAAUCGGCGCAAUAUCUUGACCUGCUUUCUGCUGCAGCUGCUAGGCAAACCCUUGGCCCUGCUCGAGCUAUGCAAUGUGCCGACGAGAUUGCUGCAACCUGGACAAGCGCACACUUGUACGCCCAGUCCCUGGCGUUUGCGCCCCGAGUUAACGCAGCGAAGCUACCUUCAGGCACGCGCCAAUGCGAGCAAGACCCAAUCCUAUGUCCAGCAGGUGCAGCACACUUUGAUAACGGAUAUAACCCGCUUGCUGGGUGAUCCCUACUAUCUGCUGUGCCUGGUGGAGCAGCGCGCGCGCUGGAAACGUCGUCUAGAUGCCGCCAAAGGUGUCUACGAGAUGAGCAGCCACAAUGUCUUCCUAAUUGAUGAAAAGCUACCACUGCCCGCUUUGGCCAUGUACUAUCAUGCAUUGCUCGUGGGUCAAAUGCUGCCCAAGAAUGCGCCCAAAAUCUAUGCGCCAUUGUAUCUAUUCGAGUCGAGUCUCUAUUUGGUUUCUGUGCUGCUGGAGCAACCGGAGCCGCCGAUGCAGCAUUGCGGACUGCGUUUGAACGAUUAUAUGCUGAGCAUUUUGACGGAGCCCGUGCCACAGCAUUCGCUGGAUUUGGAAGUGCACAAACGUUACUGUGAAGCACUCUGCAAGAUAACGGGCUACUCUUCGCAGGAGUCACUGCGCCAACUGGGCCUCCAGGUGUUGCAUCAUUACAUACUCGCCUUCGAGGAUGCAGCCAAAUAUUUAAUAUUGAAAAAUCUGCUGGAAACAGUGCAGCAUGACGGCAUCUUGGGCUAUUUGGCGGGCAUGUACAAAGAUUUGGUUGCUGCCCAAGUGGAGCUGAAAGCGCCCCUGGGCGAUGUCUACAGCGGAGUACAAUUCCGUUCCAUGCUGCUACGCUGCGUUUGUGUACUGCCCCAGGAUGUGAAAUCGGAUCUGUUGCUGCAUUCAGUGAGCCUAUCGAAUGCCCUGAAUAUCUUGCGCUACUUUGCCAUGGCUGAUCUAGAGAAUCGGACGGGAUUCUGGCAUGCGCUGCCUGAGAUUGAGGAGCAGCUGCUGCAACCCCUGGGCAAGGCCCUAAACUUCUCACUGGCCCACUACAAGGCGUACAGGGAACGCGUUCUCAAUGGCCAAAGCACAUCCGACGAUGAGCUAAUGCAGAAGCAGCUCAACAUGCUGGCUGUCAACAUCAGCAACAGUGGCAUGGACGGGGGUGAAGGCGAUGGUCAUUUGCCGGACAUUGGUCGCGAGGAGAAGCUGGAGGUGUUGGCCGGCUCCAUAACGGGUCUGGAAUCGCUGCGUGUGCUCUAUCUGCUGGCCAGCGAUAAUCUGGAGCAGAGCUCAAUCAAGCGCAAAAAGCUGCUUCAAUUGGAUUAGAAAGCAAAAGACAAAUCAAUCGCAUCUAUUUCUAUGUUUAUAUCUCUUCUGAUCAAGCGUAAAUGAAAACGAAAUUUAUCUGAGUCUACUGGCGUUUUUUCUAUAAACAAAUUAUUUUUCGGUCAACAGGUGUUAAUUGUCCAAACUAGCUGCCCUCUCUCACCUGUCGCUCCAAAAGGUGUUAAUUGCACAGCUAAGCGAACUAAGUCAAAUUGUGAGCUUUGCCUUGUUUUAUGUGACCUUCAAAGCAAUUAGAGCAACGAGGGAAACCACAAUUCUCCAUGAAAUGUGGAACAGUCUGUCAACUGAAAUUUAAACAUUUCAAAAUAAAUCUGUAAA